Coffea eugenioides is the source of this 996-nucleotide messenger RNA. Its product is annotated as AT-hook motif nuclear-localized protein 22-like. Bases 1 to 996 code for a protein of 331 amino acids. Gene Ontology annotation, biological process: vegetative to reproductive phase transition of meristem. Lineage: Eukaryota; Viridiplantae; Streptophyta; Magnoliopsida; Gentianales; Rubiaceae. Gene Ontology annotation, cellular component: nucleus. Gene Ontology annotation, molecular function: DNA-binding transcription factor activity; minor groove of adenine-thymine-rich DNA binding. The transcript has a single exon. The record is from RefSeq and is a predicted model, not a curated record.
AUGGAUCAGCUCACAGCUCACGGCCGACCUCUUCCGCCACCUUUUCAUACCAGGGAUCUUCAGCUCCAGCACCAUCCUCAUCAGUUCCAACAACAUCACCAUCAGCACCACAAGGCUGAGGACGAAAACAGCGGUAGUAGCACCCCAAACCGGGGUAGCCAGAAAAGAGAUCGAGACGAGAGUUUCAUGAUUCCUACUUGCAGUUCCAUAUCAUCCAUGAACGCCACCUCCGGCUCCCACCAUGGAACUGGAGGAAGUGAUCAAGGGAACAAAGAACUCGUCCCAGCUGGAAACGGCGGCGGAGGAGACAAUAAUCAUGACGAAGUCAGAAGAAGACCAAGAGGAAGGCCGGCCGGUUCCAAGAACAAGGCUAAACCCCCUAUCAUCAUCACUCGUGAUAGUGCAAAUGCCCUCAGAUCCCAUGUUAUGGAAAUUGCCAGUGGCUGCGACAUCCAAGAGAGUGUAUCAAAUUUUGCGACCAGAAGGCAAAGAGGGGUUUGCAUUUUGAGUGGGAACGGAACCGUUAAUAAUGUUACACUCAGGCAGCCAGCUGCACCGGGCGCAGUCGUGACUUUACACGGAAGAUUCGAAAUCCUAUCGCUUUCGGGUUCAUUCUUACCCCCUCCAGCACCAGCUGCGGCUUCUGGGUUGACUAUAUAUUUAGCCGGUGGUCAGGGGCAAGUAGUUGGUGGAAGUGUAGUUGGGCCGCUACUCGCGGCUGGUCCGGUUGUGAUCAUGGCUGCAUCAUUUGGUAACGCUGCAUAUGAAAGACUACCAUUAGAGGAUGAUGAAACGGCGGCUGUUCCUCCCCCGGGUAGUGGACCUUUGGGAUCGCCUGGGGCCGGAAUUGUUGGACAACAGCAGCCGCAACAGUCACAACAGCUUCUACCUGAUCCUAGUUCAUCCCUUUUUCAUGGGAUGCCUCCAAAUCUCCUAAAUUCGUGUCAAUUACCAGCUGAGGCCGCUUACUGGGGAACUGGUCGUCCUCCGUUUUGA